AUGGCAUCCGAACAGGACAGCCAGGCUUCCACACCCCGGUCCUUCGCGGGCCAGAGCGCCUCCGCGGAGGAGAUGCUCAAGUCGCAAACCGUUGGUCUCGUGCACCUGUCCGACUUUCGCAAGCGACGCGCAGAGGUCCUGGAGCAAAAGGAGCGCGAAGCGCAUGAUAAGUCGCUAGGGCGAUUGGCAUCCGGUAAUUCAAGAAGUGCAACUCCUUCCACAGGCGACGUGACUGACGGAUCCUCGACACCAAAGAGUGACGCUCCGCCCAAGAAGAAGAAAAAGAAGGCUCUCGCUAAGAGCAAACUCUCAUUUGGCGACGAUCACGAGGAUACAGGGGAGGAAUCGGCCGUCGCCACGCCGCGCGACUCCAGUAUCUCCCGAUCCGGCUCGAAAACACCAAACGAUGAAGGCACACCCUCCUCUUCGAUCCCAUCUAUCGAGGCCGAGGCGGCGACACGCGAUGCUCUGCGUAAGGAAUUCCUGGUGAUGCAAGAGGCAGUCAAGAACACCGAGAUCCUGAUUCCAUUUGUGCUCUUUGACGGAACAAGCGUCCCGGCUGGAUCGGUGAAAAUCAAAAAAGGAGAUCCGAUCUGGCUGUUUUUGGACAGGUGUCGCAAAGUUGGUGCUGAACUGGGUGGCCGUACUGCCAGCGGUGCGGCCAAGGCUCGCCGAGAAUGGGCGCGUGUCAGUGUUGAUGACCUGAUGUUGGUCAAAGGCGAUGUCAUUGUUCCUCAUCACUACGAGUUCUACUACUUUAUCGCAAACCGCGUACAGAGUUUCUCGAAAUCUGGUGGUCUGUUGUUCGAUUAUUCGGAUAAACCACCCCCAGCCCAAUCAAAUGAUAAGCUUCCCGAGGGUCUGUAUCAUCCCAACGAAGAGAAGCUCGAAGGUUUCGACAAGGACGCUGCAGAUACCAAGGUGGUUGACCGUCGGUGGUAUGAAAAGAACAAGCACAUCUACCCGGCCAGUCUCUGGAACGAGUAUGAGCCUGGAUGCGCUGGCGACCUUGGACUUGCACAUCCAACAAAUGGCGACCGACGUUGUCCCGCUUGCUCAACCGUCCUUUCCAACCCCGAUGAUGCAGUUUCGACCAUUUUGAACCCCACAGAGGACUACAAGACAAGCGUUCUGAGUGGUCUUGAUCCUAAUACUAUCAUGGAGUGCGCCGGGCGUGCCUUGGGAUUCUGGGCAUAUCAGAGCACGCAGGAAAUAUUCUACCAAGAAUUUCUCGGCAAAAGCCUCACUGAGAAAUACGCGGGCCUGAGCACGCAGAUGGACAAAGUCAUCCACAACGCCAAUUCCGAGAUCGCAACUCUACACGAAAAAGUCUCCGACCUGCAAGACUCACGCGAACAGCUGGAGAAGAAGAAUCAAGAACUGAUCAACCUCAAUCGGGAACGAUCCAAGAAACUCACCCAGAUAACAAACCUCUACAACAUCCUGAAAGCGCGCGCAAUGCGAACUCAGCUGCAAAACGCCGCCUCGGACACGGUCACUCAGACCAUCAACACAUUCACAUCUCGAACCGAACCUGCUGAGCAAACAGCUCACGCCAAUAACCAUACCUAUCCAAAGGUUCGAACCACCAGUGGGAGUGGGCCAAAGACGCCGGUCUUUCCAAUGAGUCCUGAAGGAGUCGAACAACUUCAUCGGUACCAACGAAGUGGUACAGGCAGCUCCAAACAAGCGGGUAAUAAGAGAUCUGGCGGGAAAGCUAUGGCGGCCCCGACAGGUCGAUUGAACUGGAAGUCGCCCGGGGUCCCACCUUCCAUGAACCCACAGCACCGUACUCGUCUGCCGCAGACAACUCGGCAGUCAACUAUCAUGUCCAACCUCCCAUCUGGUGAAGCUAUGCUUGCGCGAUUCGGAAACUGA
Messenger RNA from Penicillium manginii, 1878 nucleotides. Its product is annotated as FAM50/XAP5 family protein. The transcript has 8 exons. Bases 1 to 1878 code for a protein of 625 amino acids. The record is from RefSeq and is a predicted model, not a curated record. Gene Ontology annotation, biological process: chromatin organization. Lineage: Eukaryota; Fungi; Ascomycota; Eurotiomycetes; Eurotiales; Aspergillaceae. Gene Ontology annotation, cellular component: nucleus.